Messenger RNA from Carassius gibelio (silver crucian carp), 7782 nucleotides. RefSeq names its product GREB1-like protein. Bases 331 to 6135 code for a protein of 1934 amino acids. The transcript is spliced from 34 exons. The record is from RefSeq and is a predicted model, not a curated record. Gene Ontology annotation, biological process: kidney development; multicellular organism development. Lineage: Eukaryota; Metazoa; Chordata; Actinopteri; Cypriniformes; Cyprinidae.
GGUUUGUGUAUCCAGAGCCACUGAGUACAGGACAGAGAAGGUAGCUCCACUGGAGUUCCUCAAAUCAGGAUUUUCCUCCCCAACUCUGGACUAUCAUGACCAGGGAGCUGCUGGCUCGCAACAGGGACGAGGAUUACUGUCACAGCCUAGACACUGCUUUCGGAUAUCCAAACGAUGGAAAUAGCCUGUUUUAUUAAUCUGCUUUGAGGUCUUCAGUGGGAUUUGAGGCACACUCCACACCCCGGCUGCUUAUGAAAGGUGCAACUUUGAUAUACCAUGGAGAAGAGGUGAUCCGGUUCUUCUGCAGCUAAAGAAAUACUAUCAAAGAUCAUGGGGAAUUCAUACGCGGGACAGCUGAAAUCGGCCCGCUUCGAGGAAGCUCUUCACAACUCCAUAGAGGCCUCGUUAAGAUCGAGCGGUGACCCUCAGCCCGUAUUCACACAGCUGUAUCUCCAGCCUGACCAGUAUCCUAGCAACCUGCAAGAUAUUAAGCCCAAAAUGGACCUGAGCAUUAGGCCCGACCUGUCCAGCCAUGUGCUGGUGAAUUGCAAGUCGUCCAAUUCCAUUGAAGAUAUGGAUGACGAGGAUGAUUCAGACACCAGCAGCCCCCCGCUCCCGUAUCUUCAGGGCCCCCCUCCUGACGGCUGCUGCACUGUUGACGGCUUCUGUCAAGCGGGAAAGGAUCUGCGCCUGGUUUCCAUGGCAACAGAGUCUAUUGAGGUUCCCAUGGGGUUUGAGCUGGUUGGUGCCAAAUCUCCCAGCAUCCCGGAGCACAUCCUCGUCUGUGCGGUGGACAAGCGCUUCCUGCCAGAUGAGAACGGGAAAAAUGCACUUUUAGGGUUUUCAGGGAACUGUGUGGGCUGUGGUGAGAAAGGGUUCCGAUACUUCACUGAGUUCUCCAACCACAUCAACUUGAAGUUAUCCACUCAGCCGAAGAAGCAGAAGCACUUGAAGUACUACCUGGUGAAGAACUCCCAGGGUGCUCUGUGCAAGGGAACGCUCAUCUGCUGGAAAGAUUGUAAGACGAGGCCAUUCUCGGGCAGUGCUUCUUCAUCCAAGCCUAGUUCCUCAUCCUCACUAAGCAGCAAAGAAAAUGGAGACACAAAUGGCCACAGUCCAUCUCCAUUCCCCCUCUCAGACUCGCCUCCUGCCCGCAUGCAAUCUGGCUCAUCCUCAGGGAUUUUUGGACCCCCGGAGCUGGGCUUCCUCAAACCGUUGAACACACCGACCCACGGGACCAAGACUUUACCCAUCGUUCCCACUGCCCUGCGAGUAAACAGUCUAACUAAUGGUCUGAGUAUAGACGGACGGUCCAGCCUACUGAGCCCACCUCAUACAAACCCACUGGCCACCCCUACUCAUGGCUAUAGGGCCAUAGAACCAGGAGACAGUCCAGCAUCCUCUGCUAUGUCAUCCGGUCCUCCUAAAAAGCGUCACCGCAGCUGGCACCCCACGUCUCUCGUCCCCGUCCCUGUGCCAGCCAUCCGGCCGCUGGCAUGCAGCCCAGGUUCUUUAUUGUCCCUGACCAAUCAGCAGCCUCCAUCAGUGUCAGGGGUCAUACAACCCCAACCAAUCACAGCAGGAGAAACUGUCAUCAUCCCUGACAACCUUCUGAACUCCUCUGGGGUCCGACCAGUCCUUCUCAUUGGUCAGGGCACUUUGCCGUACUUCUUUGGCAAUGUGGGUGAUCUGGUGGUGAGCCCCCUGCUGGUGAGCUGCUAUAAGGGCCGAGAGCUCAAUGAGAAGACCCUCAUCAGCCUGGGCAUGUCAGCAAGCCAGUUACUCACCACAGAGACCAUGAUACUGCUCACACUGCAGUACCUCGCUCGGCUGGGUACGGAGCAGAUCCCGUUACGGGAAGAGUUCGAGCAGAUCAUACUGAAGGCCAUGCUGUGCGGUCCGAAUGGCCCUCCGGUGUCCCCUGCCCAGCUGCCCUGGUUAGCUCGAAUGGAGGCCAGUGUGUCAGGGGGCUGUGUUCAGGUGCUGGUCAGCCACGGCUCUCUGGGCGAGGGCAUCUCUGAGUCGCUGCGUUCGCUGAGUGAAACACCGCCGCAGCAGCAGCAGUGUCUGCCCAACUACGUGCUCAUCAUCUGCACCUCCAAAAGUGGAGCGAAUGAGUUCUGUGUGCUAGUGAUGGGUAAAUAUCAGUCUCGAGCCUUGGCGGAGAGCAUGCUCACUACCAAUGAGUUUCUGAAGGAGAUCAGCUAUGAGCUCAUCACCGGGAAAGUGAGUGUGCUCGCCUCACACUUCCAGAGCACCUCAUUAGGCGACAACAUGGACAGACAGCUGGUUCGGUAUCAGCGUAAGCGCAAAGACCGCGUGGUUCAGCCGUUUCAGGGACAUCUGACCGAGUACAUUCACUCCCAAGAGGCCGCAGCCAUGCUACCAGAAGCAGGACCAGAUCUGCUGAGUGAGGGCUUUCAGAUACACCCUCCACAGCUGAGCGUUGCUCGCAGUCUGUUGUCUCAGGUGUGUGCCAUCGCCGACUCGGGGAGCCAGAGCCUAGAUCUGGGACGCUUCUGUAAAGUGGACUUCCUGAUUCUGGUGCCGCCGUCACACGUCCUGGUUCACCAAACCGUCCAGCGAAUACAACAAUCAGGCGUCCUGAUUGAUCUAGGUAUAGAGGACGCCUCAUUAGCGCUGCAGAAGUCUGACAAGUAUGUGGUGCGUCUGGACGCAGAGGUCCACACAAAAAUGGAGGCCUUCAUGAGGAAAGUCAAGCAGAACCCUUACACGCUCUUCGUCCUGAUUCACGACAACUCACACGUCGACCUGACCAGCGCUCUGUCAGGGUCGGUGUGUCACGGGGAGUUGCAGGGAUUGGCCGACCGCGUGGUGAACUGUCCCGAGGUUCUGGAAGCAAUAAACUUGCUGGUUCUGCAGGUCAGCUGCUUCCCGUUCACCCUGCAGAGCCGUCAGUCACGCAUCAGCACCCAGAACGAAGUGCACUGGCCCAGCACUGACGACCUGCAGGCCGAGGCGUCUCCGAAGGACCUGGUCUACUUCGGGCUGAAGGACUACAGCAGCUCGCUGCAGUGGGGGGUCGCCAGCCCCAUCCUCAGAUGUGACCACGCUUUUGAGCGGAUGGUCAAAACCCUGCUGGAGAGGCAUCCACAUUUGCACAGCAUGGUGAUCCGCAGCUAUCUGUUGAUACAGCAGUACACAGAAGCCCUGAUGGCCCUCACAGCGGCCCCGUCGCUGCGGGAUCACGUGACCCCUCAGACCCUGGCCAUGGUGGAGGAUCUGCUGAGUGUCCCGGGCCGCAGCAGACACGGGUGCGGACACAUGCUGCUGGUGCGUGUGCCCUCUCUGCAGCUGGCACGGCUGGCACAGGAGCGUUUGGAGGAGGCUCGGGACAAGCUGGGUCUUCAGUACCGCUUCGCCGUGCUGCUGGGGAGCCCUGCUGCUGAGAUCAGUCUGCCGGUUCACUUCUGUGCACGUCUGCGGGCUUGGAAGGGCUGUAAGAACGAAGAAUGGGUUCCACACACCUAUGAAGAUCUGGAAGGACUCCCGUGCAUCGUCAUCCUCACAGGAAAAGAUCCUCUCGGAGAGACCUUCCCAAGGUCGCUGAAGUACUGUGACCUGCGGCUGAUCGACUCCAGCUACCUGACGCGUACUGCACUGGAACAGGAAGUGGGUUUGGCCUGCUCGUACGUGACACGCAGAGUCAUACCUGAGACGAAAACGCCAGCGGGCAGAGAAGAGAGACCGACAGAUGAGGAGAGGAUCCCGGGAGAAACAGCAGACCACGACGAGCUCCAGAUGGAUCUGGAGAGACCCCCCAGCAAUGCCAGCGCUGCCACCAGGACCUCCGGCUCCACCACAGAAAACGGCGUCAGUUCUUCGGGUGUACUGGACAAAGCGUCCUCGCACAGCGAGUCGUCCAGCAGCCGAAAUCUAAUCAACUCUUGCUCGUCUCCGGGUGGCUUCAAACAGGAGUGUGACUCCCAGGCUCCCAGCUCUUCUGCCACGUCCUCGUUCUCCUCUGCCUCCUCCUCCUCCUCUUCCUCCUCUCCGGGAGCUCAGCGGCCGAGCCAGUCCACUCAGGCCCCACGUGAAUGCAGCCGGGCACAGGUGUUCCCCCGGACGGCGGUGCUGUCCCGGGCGGCGUACGCCCUGCUGGCCCCUGAGGCGCUGGGUCAGCCCAGCUCGGCGUCUCUGCUGCCUCACGCGGAUGUGUCCUGGAGCAGCCCGCUCAGACCGCCGGUUCCUCACGCUCUCGGAGGGGUGGAGAUGUCCCUGUACUACCGCCAGUGGACCACAGCCAGGCAGCACCACGCCGACUAUGACGGGCCGGCUGUGCCCCAUCCCAGAAGACUGCUGCUGAGCGGACCACCACAGGUUGGAAAAACAGGUGCGUAUCUGCAGUUCCUGCGAAUCCUGUUCCGUAUGCUGAUCCGCCUGCAGGAGGUGGACGUGUAUGAUGAAGAAGAGCUGGAGGAAGAUGUGCAAGACAAAUCCAAGGCUGCCCCUGCCAGUGGACCGCAGUGGCCUGACGUGGAGGACAUCCGCAAACUGCCCUUUGACCUCUACCCCCGUGACCCCAAGUUCAGAUACACGAGUCCAGUGUAUGCAGACAGGAUGCCAAAGACACUGAAUGGGGUUAAAACAGAAAGGCUGGAGGCAGAAGGGGAGCUGGCGAAGAGAAACACAGUGUCUGUCAGACUCAGCCUGUUUGCGGCCCACAAUGCAUUUCACCGCUGUGAGCAGUGCCACCAUUACAGCGAGCCUGCUCCUGCCGCUCAGCUGUCCGAAUGCACCUUCCAUGCCUUCACGUUCUGCUCCUCCAUGCUGGGAGAGGAAGUCCAGCUGCACUUUAUUAUUCCUAAAGCCAAAGAGCCUCACUUCGUGUUCAGCCAGCAGGGCAGUCAUCUAGAGAGCAUGCGGCUCCCGCUGAUCUCAGACAAGGAGUCUGGCACGCUGAAGAGUCCCAUCUUCACCCCUACCACGGGCCGCCAGGAGCACGGCCUGCUCAACAUCUACCACGCCACGGAGGGAGCCCAGCACCUGCACAUUCUGGUGGUCAAGCAAUAUGAAAUGCCUCUCUACAGGAAGUACUGGCCCAACCACAUCCUCCUGGUGCUCCCCGCCAUGUUCAACAACUCCGGAGUGGGAGCGGCUCGAUUCAUGAUCAAGGAACUGUCCUAUCACAACCUGGAGCUGGAGAGGAACAGACAAGAGGAGCAGGGCGUCAAACGACAGGACGUGUGGCCCUUCAUCGUGAUGAUGGACGACUCCUGCGUCCUGUGGAGCGCCCACCAGCCUGGACCCGAGGGCAACAGGCAUGUGAUGAACGUGUCACUGAAGAGCGUCCUGCAGCACAUGGAGGCCACUCCUAAGAUCCCUCUGUAUGCCAUGUGUGGCCUGCGCAAAUGGAGCAGUGCUUUGUCUUCUCGAGCACCCACAAGCCCUUUCUCUCGCUGUCACCUGCACGACCUCAUCAUGCUGAACGUCGACCUCACCCAGAACGUCCAGUACGACCUCAACCGGUUCACAUGUGAAGAGGUGGACUUUAACCUGAGGGCAAACAGCAGCGGUCUCCUGCUCUGUCGGUUCAAUCACUUGAGCGUCAUGAAGAAACACAUCCCCAUCGGAGGACAUAAAGACUUCCUCAUCAAGCCCAAACUCAUGAGGUUGGAGACCCCGGUGCGUGUGUGUGCGUCUCAGUACGUGUGCGCUCCGGACACUGAACACACACUUCUGUCUGCGCCGGCUCAGUUCCUGCUGGAGAAGUUUCUUCAGUCCUGCAGCCACCGGCUCUUUCCUCUGGCCGUCUGUAACAGCGCUAACCCCGUGCUCUCCAUAGACAGCUACCUCAACCUCGGCCCACAGAUUCAGACGUGUUACAUGAGCUCCCGGCCGCACUCGGUGAACGUGGAUCAUCAAGGCGUGAUGUUCGGCGGACUGCUGCUCUACUUGUGUGACUCCUUCGUCGUUUCAAGCCUCCUGAAGAAAUUCAACUUCCUCAAAGGCGCCACGCUGUGUGUGAUCUGUCAGGACCGCAGCUCUCUGCGUCAGACUAUUGUGCGUCUGGAGCUGGAGGACGAGUGGCAGUUUCGUCUGCGGGACGAGUUUCAGACGGCCAACUGCAGCGAGGACCGUCCCCUCUACUUCCUCACCGGCCGCCAUAUCUGACCUCCUCAUCUCCUUUUCCCUUCAACCGCUUGGCUGUUUGUUCUCCAGCAUCGUAGCUCUCCAACACCGGCUUCUGAAGAGAACCAGACUUGAGAUUGUCAUCCCUUCAGCACUUCCUCAGACCAUGAGGAUAGAUCCGUUGAAGAAAUGACCAAUUGUGUUUCCAUUUUUAUAUUUUCAAAAAACUUUGUUUGUUGGUGAUUGUGCUUGUCCUAACACAGGAGGACACUGCGAAGGAUACGUCCUUCUACACAUGAUCUCAGGGAAUUGUGUUCAUGAGACUGCUAUUCUUUCUGCUUUAUGUACUGCUCACCAUUAAUGCCGUCCACCAAAGACCAAGGAGCGUUUGAUUGGGAAAUCUCAGCGUGGUGAAAAGACAAACAAUCUUCUAUAAUCUUUAAUCUUGCCAAAGAUAUCCAAAAAACAUUCCUUGCUCCUCAGAGAUGUCAGGGACCCAAGUUUGGGCGUCGCAAAGGUUACAAAGUUCAAUUACUGAUGUCAGCAGCCGCUAAUGAAAGCCAUUUAUGAUCUUAUUGAUUCCGGCCAGAAUGAUUGUAAAUGCCAUUUGGUGCAUGUCUCAAAAGUGUUAAGGUCAUGUUGUUUAAAGUUAGCAUCGACUAAUCAUAUUCUUCAGUCAAACAUUGCCUUUAUUGAAGUAGCUGGGGACGUUUCGGAGUUGCACACUUGUUGACGUUGACACAAUCCCAAAAGACGAUUAAUAUCAGUGAAACUGGAAAAACAAUGGCCGUUUCCUAAUGAUAGCUACCUAUAGAUGGUAUGUUUGAGAAGAUGAAUGUUCUGAAUUGUGUUUAGGACUUUGUUUACAUUUUAAGAAAUGCCGAUAUUAAUAUAUAUGACAGACUUUGGUUUUGGAUUCUGGCUAGUUUUACCGAAGAGUCACUUUGAGCCGUAUGUGACACGGAUCAAACCGUGUCCUUUUGUUUUUCCAACGGCACAAAGAAUCUUCCCAGGACCCGUUCGUUUCUGUCUCGGGUGAUUUAUUUAAAAUGAGAAAAAUGGAUCCCUUUUUUGAGGGAUGGUUUUAUUUAUUGAAAAAGCUUCUUGGACUGAUAAUCAUUGAAAUAUCAGGAAUGCUUUGCUAGGUCAAGUCCUUGAAUUCAUCACUGAAAGCUUUGCACACAGAUGAUGUAUUAGAAAUCAACUAAUGUGAAGCAUGCCAGACGUAUGGUUUACGUUAUUAUGAACCGACUGGAGCGUUUGGAAUAAAACGCACCAGUUCCCAUAAUGAUAUUGAAUGUAAUGAUGAAGAAAGCCUGAAACCCACUGGACAACCUUUCGAAUGUGUCUCAAUCGUAGCUAAUUUGAUGUGCACAUACAUGAUGCGAUUUGCUUCUCACAAUCUUUGCAUCUUUGCUGUCAGCUGUGAAAUCUUCUACCUCGUGAUCUACUGCUUUAGUAAACAUUUGAUUUCACAAAAAUGUCGUUGUUGCUGUCGAGAUAAAUGAAUGUAAUAAAGUGUUAUCAACAAUUUAUGUGAAACUUUCUGAUGUCAAAAAUGUGGAAAGCUCUGCUAAACACGUGAUCUUUUUAUAGUAAUCUUGUUCAUUGUCAUGUGCAGGUUUAGCUAACUGUAUACUGUACCGUACUGUGUUGUAUCUAUUGAUGAUAAGCUGUUUCUGUAACACA